UGGAGAUUGAGAAACUUGGUUUAACACUUCUUGGGUGGUACCAUUCUCACCCGACGAAUCCUGCGAUGCCAAGUCUCCGAGAUUGCGACAAUCAACUUGAAUAUCAAAUAAAGUUGCGUGGACCAUCUGAAAUAUUGUACAUUCCUUGCAUUGGUGUUAUUUGUUCACCAUAUAAUCCAGAGAGUCCAGUGUUGGAGUCAUCGCUGACAUUUUUCUGGGUAAUGCCGCCUCCAGAACAGAGGCCUACUGAGUAUCCGCGACCUUUAUUAUUACAAUACAAUAUGCUUCACGACAGUCAUUUGUCAACUCAUGCCAUGGAACAAAUUAAAAAGAGCAUAAAGUAUUAUUCGACAUUUUCGGACGACGCUUCUGUUAAUUUCAAAGAAAAUUUUAAACCAGACAUAUCAUAUUUAGAUAAAUUGAAAUGCACACUGACAACAAAAUUCCCAAGAGAACAGAGUGAUGGUUUGUUAUGGCAUUUCAUACGCGAUGAACUAGGGUGUUCGUCGGAGAAUGACGACAAAAUGGAUCUGGAUGCAUUAUUAGCAGUCCCCAACCUAUCCCCGUGUCAAAACCGAGUCAGACUACAUCUGUACCUAACUUCCCGUCGGUUAGUACAUUGCAGCAAAUGGUCAGUCGCCCAGCAGGUGUUCCGCCGAUAAAUGUGUCAUCUGGUAUUGGCUCGUGUUCGCCACAUAAGUUUGAAACUCCCCCUUUAAAUAUACCGGUACUAUCAUCCUCAAAAUCAUCGUCGAAAUCAGCAACACCGACCCUACCGUCAUC
This is a messenger RNA of Manduca sexta (tobacco hornworm), 783 nucleotides long. RefSeq names its product MPN domain-containing protein CG4751-like. The coding region runs from base 66 to 662 and encodes 198 amino acids. Gene Ontology annotation, cellular component: BRCA1-A complex; BRISC complex. Gene Ontology annotation, molecular function: metallopeptidase activity; polyubiquitin modification-dependent protein binding. Gene Ontology annotation, biological process: double-strand break repair. NCBI's taxonomy places the organism in Eukaryota, Metazoa, Arthropoda, Insecta, Lepidoptera, Sphingidae. The transcript is spliced from 2 exons. The record is from RefSeq and is a predicted model, not a curated record.